GCAAAUGAGUGUGCCACAGGAAAUGGAGGAUGUGCACAGAACUGCACCAAUACUGUCGGCAGUUUUGUCUGCUCCUGUGAAAUAGCUGGCUACAAACUGAACGAUGACGGCCUAUCCUGUGACGAUGUAGACGAGUGUGCUACAGGAAACGGUGGAUGUCCACAGAACUGCACUAAUACUGUCGGCAGCUUCUCAUGCUCCUGCAAUACUGGCUACAAAGUGAACGAUGAUGGCAUAUCGUGUGACGACAUUGACGAGUGUGCGAACUCUAAUGGAGGCUGUGAGCACGUCUGUACCAACACUGAGGGCAGCUUCCAGUGUUCCUGUCAUAUCGGACAAACACUCAACGGAGAUGGAAAAAACUGCGACCUUACAAUUUGGGAUCUUCCUGAGAGUUGUCCAACGAAUAGUUACCUCAGUCUGCCUAACAACAAAACGUACGUGUCGCCAUCCGACGAGAGCGUACUCUACUCCACGGCCCAGACAAGGUGUGCCGCGGUGGGAGGAAUGGUCGCCGUGCCGCGGGACUCAAACGAGCAGGAGUAUCUUGUGUUUUUCAAGAACUGUCUAGACGCAAAUGCUCAGUUUUGGCUGGGACUCAGUAGACCGGACGGGACGUGGAUUGACAGUAACGGUACGGCACUUGAGGAAUUUGCUGCCUGGGCGCCCUGGGAGCCCGAUGAAUCUACAAAACUCUGUUCUCACUUUGUGUAUGGCCUUCAAGCCAACAGUGAACGCAGAAAUAAGUGGUCGGACGGAAGUUGCUACAGUUCAUUCAAAUACAUAUGUGAAACAACUUUCAUAUACACCACACCUCCACCAACAACAACUCCUGCUGUGACCACUACAACAGCUGCCACCAGCACAGUUCUCUCUUCAACUGCAGGGGCUGCUACUACUCCCACACCAGCCACUUGUGGAGUAUCUGCGUUUCGUCACGUCCCCGACACUGGAUGCUCAGGAGCUCUCAUAUCAUCCCAUCGAAGCACUACAUUGCAGUUCUGUGCAUCAGAAUGCUGCGCCAAUCCGUCUUGCCUGUCCUUCCAGUUUAACGAUUAUAACGACUGCCAUUUGAAAAGCAGGCUCUGUUCUGCUGCGGAGAAAAGUUUUGCAUCACUCGGCAACAUGUAUGAUCGGUUGGCUGCACCAGUCACCACACCUUCACCACCAACAACAACUCCUGCUGUGACCACUACAACAGCUGCCACCAGCACAGUUGUAUCUUCAACUGCAGGGGCUGCUACUACUCCCACAAUAGGUCAAUGGCUGGAGCGGAAUUCGUCAUGGGUCGUAGACUCCGCCGGCACAACGUUUGUUGACGGGAACGGAGUAAUACACGAUGCUGCCAAAGCCUUGGAUGGGGACAUCUGGACCUACUGGAACCCACAAGAUGAAAGACUGUACUACAACAACUGGUACAUUGUACUUGACCUCAAGACAACGCACACUCUGACCCGAAUCGCAUUGAACAACGUCGGAGACACCACCCACGACAUUGCAGACUUCACCUUGCAAAUGCUCGGGUGUUUGCACAACUGGGAGGACGUCCUGACUGUCACUAAUGUGACGGCAGGGACACGGCAGCGCCAGGAGUUCGACGGGUUCCAGGAAACAGCGCGGUACUGGAGGUUCGUGAUCACGCACUCCCACACCAACUAUCAGCCAUGGCUCAGGGAACUGGACUUUUACGGAAUAUCACAAGGUCCAUAUUGCUCUGCUGGGUCUUGGACGGACUGGUUCAAUCGGGACCAACCCUCGGGGACUCAAGACAACGAGAUGCUGACCAACCUUCGCCAGAGUUAUCCAGGGCAAAUCUGCGCCACGCCUACAGCCGUGCACGCGCGCGUCACAAGCACGCAGCAGGAGGCGUCCCUGGCAGGACAGCACAUCCACGCCUACGACACGACCACCGGGUUCGUCUGCAGGAAUGCGGAUCAGACUGACAGCGUAUGUCUGGAUUAUGAAGUCCGUUUCUGCUGCCCGGAUGAAGGAAACAGUGUCAAUGUCGCCUUGGGGAAGGCAGCGAAUCAAACAAGCAUUAAUGCCGCCAAUGGAGUUGCAAGCCGUGCUGUAGACGGGAACACGAAUGGGCAGUACAGAUCCGGUUCCUGUUCACACACUGAAGGUGGAGAUCCUGAUCCAACCUGGUGGGUGGAUCUUGGUCAGUCGUAUGUGGUUGACAGGGUAGUCAUCUUUAACCGAAUGGACGCUUGUUGUGUUGGACGACUCAAUCCCUUCAACGUCCACAUCGGGUAUUCUGACCAGGUCAGCACCAACCCCAAGUGUGGCGGUGACCAUCAAAUCAACCUUAGUCAACCGUCCAUUUCAGUUUCAUGUCAGGGGAUGCUGGGGCGGUACGUAGGCGUCCGUCUGCCCGGUACAGGCCGAGUACUGGCCCUGUGUGAGGUUCAAGUCUUUUCAGCCACCUGGUUUUGUCAAACAACGACCUCGGCACCAACCACUACAGCGGAGACUAGCACCGUGAUAGUUUCGUCAACAACAGCGACCGCUGCACCAAACACCACGGCAGAGACCAACACCACGAUAGUUUCGUCAACAACAGCGACCGCUGCACCAAACACCACGGCAGAGACCAAUACCACGGUAGUUUCGUCAACAACAGCGACCGCUGCACCAAACACUACGGCAGAGACCAAUACCACGAUAAUUUCGUCAACAUCAGGGACUGCCGUAACCAACACGUCUGCACUAGCGACGCCUGCACCAAACACCACGGCAGAGGCUAACACCACGGGACUCCAUUCAACAGUAGAAGCUGCUGUAUCUUCUUCGUUUCUACCGACGGCCCCUGGAACAAAUAGUACAGCAGAAGACAACACCACGAUUGCCUCGACAACAACGGGAACUGCUGUAACCAACAUGUCUACAUCGAUAACGGCUCGAUCCAACUCCACAGCAGUGGUCAGUACCACUAGCACUGUGAUUCGGUCAACAGUAGGAGCUGCACCCAACAGUACAGCAGAUGCCAACACCACAGCUGUGCUUCGGUGCAACGCCAACAACUACGACUUUACUCGGCAGGACACCGGGGUGGCAGUCUCAAUCGGCCUUCAGUUCUCCGGCAGUGAAGCUCCAGAUGAGGAACAAGUCGGCACCGUCCUCGUCACGGCUGCGCACAGCUCGGCAUUGGCUGUUGGCGGAGUGGCGAUCACAGAUGUGGGCAUAGGAAAUGUGACAGACACAGGAAACUCGAGCUUGUGCGACUCUUUCACCUGCACCAAUCACGCCGUCUGCAUAGAGAUAGCUGAUGGAGCAAAAUGUGUCUGCGAGCCGGGAUAUGAAGGCAACGGGACUGUUCUCUGCACAGAUAUUGAUGAGUGCCUGACUGGAGCUCAUGUGUGCCUCCGUGACGAACUCUGCUUCAACAGGGAGGGAUCGUACGCCUGCGCCUCGUGCUACCCCGACAUAGCCCUGGUGGGAGGAGGGGCAAACUCUUCGGCUCCUGUCGACAUCAAACGGAGGGUGCCUUUUACUGUGCAAUCUACUGUAACAGUGGACUGUGACGUAGCCUAUUCAUUCCUCUUCAACUGGUCUUUGUACGCGAUGGAUAGUGGCCUACCCUCCGUAAAAUUUACCCUUCCUGAGAAUGUUGAAACAGGCGGAUCUGAACUCACCUUACCGAAGAACGUUCUGCCGUACGGGAAGGUCGCCAUCCGGCUGGAGGUCACGGUGGAGGAGACCUUGUCUGGACUCCGUGUCGUGACGUCAGCUGAGCAGUGGGUGAAUGUCUUAUCUUCGGCACUGGUGGCUGACAUUGCCGGUGGCUCAGCAAAGUCACUCGCACGUGGCUCCGACAUUGUCCUCGACGGUUCGUUUUCUACAGACCCGGACGCCAUGGUGACAGACGCAGCAGACUUCAUCUAUAACUGGACCUGUGUAACAGAAUUCGAAUCCAUGUUCUAA
Molecule: messenger RNA, 3924 nt
Organism: Branchiostoma belcheri (Belcher's lancelet)
Lineage: Eukaryota; Metazoa; Chordata; Leptocardii; Amphioxiformes; Branchiostomatidae
Exons: 19
Coding region: 508-3924 (1138 amino acids)
Molecular function (GO): calcium ion binding
Source: RefSeq, a predicted model, not a curated record